Molecule: messenger RNA, 8043 nt
Organism: Salarias fasciatus (jewelled blenny)
Lineage: Eukaryota; Metazoa; Chordata; Actinopteri; Blenniiformes; Blenniidae
Gene: dscama
Product: Down syndrome cell adhesion molecule a
Exons: 33
Coding region: 515-6601 (2028 amino acids)
Biological process (GO): cell-cell adhesion; axon guidance; brain development
Cellular component (GO): plasma membrane; axon
Molecular function (GO): cell-cell adhesion mediator activity
Source: RefSeq, a predicted model, not a curated record
UGCGUCUCCAGCCUCUGACUCAGCAGCAGCAGCGGCAGCAGGAGCGGCGGCGGCACAGCUCACCUGGACCGGAGCGCACCGAGCCCAGCUCCCUCAUGAUCCCCGCACAGCGCAGCUCCGACACCGGGGGACGGCGGCACUGAGGCCCGGCGCGCACAGCGGUGCGGUGCGGUGCGGUGCGCUCAGUCCAAUACGAUCUGUGGCAGAGACGCACAGUUGUGGAUCAUACACCCGGAGACAAUCAGCAGCAGGAAGGAGAAGCUCAAACCUCCUCCUCUUCAUCUUCUUCUUCCCAACGUGAAGGAUUGAGAGGGAGCGCGAGGGAGCGAGAGAGAGGGGAAAAGAGAGAGAGAGAGAGAGGAAGAGAGAGAGAGAGAGAUCUGCAAGCUCCCCUUUUUUCCUUUCGUUGCAAUUGACUUGUUGAAGAAAUAAAAGGAAGAAAUAAGAAGAAAGAGCGAGCAGGGGGGGAGAGAAGAAGAAAAAGCAUAAGCUUGGAUAUUGAACGGAGCGGGGCAUGUGGAUAUUGGCUCUUAUCUUUUCCCAGUGCAUCUUGAAUGUUUUCUGUGAAGAUCUACGUUCCAGCUUAUAUUUUGUCAAUGCAUCUGUGCAAGAGGUAGUGUUUGCCAGCACCACAGGGACAUCGGUGCCCUGUCCCGCCGCGGGCGUGCCCCCUGUCUCACUGCGCUGGUACCUGGCCACCGGCGAGGAGAUCUACGAUGUGCCAGGGAUCCGCCAUGUGCACCCAAAUGGCACCCUUCAGAUCUUCCACAUCCCCCCUUCCAGCUACAGCAAACUCAUCCACGACAACACCUACUAUUGCACAGCGGAGAACCCCUCAGGGAGAAUCAGGAGCCAAGAUGUCCACAUUAAGGCUGUCCUUCGAGAGCCCUACACAGUUCGGGUGGAGGACCAGAAAGCCAUGAGAGGCAAUGUGGCGGUCUUCAAGUGCAUUAUUCCUGCCUCAGUGGAGGCCUACAUCACUGUUGUGUCCUGGGAGAAAGACACAAUGUCAAUCAACGCUGAAAUGUCACGGUUUCUCAUCACAUCCACCGGGGCCCUGUAUAUACUGGAUGUGCAAAUGGAAGACGGGCUGUACAACUACAGGUGUAUGACUCGGCAUCGCUACACAGGAGAGACCCGACAGAGCAAUAGCGCCCGCCUCAUCGUCUCAGAUCCCACCAACUCAGCGCCCCACAUCCUGGACAGCUUUGAGCGCCGUGAGGUGAUGGCGUCUCACCGGGUGGAGCUGCCCUGCAAGGCCUCGGGUCACCCCGCGCCCAAAUACCGCUGGCUGAAGGACAACCGGCCGCUGGAGCCCGACACGCGCUUCAGACAGAGUGUGACGGGGCUGCUGAUCGAGCGAGCGCAGCCCAGCGACACGGGCACGUACGUGUGCGAGGUGUGGAACGGCUAUGGCAACGCCGAGGUGGUCGGGAGGCUGCAGGUGAAAGAGCCUCUGAAGGUGGCGGUGAGUCCGCGGAAGGUGAAGGGCAGCGUGGGGAGCCAGGUGUCGCUGUCCUGCGGCGUCACCGGCUCCGAGGAGUACCAGCUGUCCUGGUACCGCAACGGGGAGCUCAUCUACCCCAGCAACAGCGUCCGCAUGACCGGCCAGAACCGGGAGAACCUGGUGAUGGCCGGCAUGGCCAAGAGCGACGGGGGGGCGUACCAGUGCUUCGCCCGCCACGGCAAGAUGUCGGCUCAGGACUUCGUUCAAGUCAUACUGGAAGAUGGAACCCCGAAGAUUCUGGCUUCGUUCAGCGAGAAGGUCUACAACAUCAACGAGUUCGUGUCGCUCUCGUGCACGGUGAAGGGCACGCCGGAGCCCCGGGUCACGUGGACCCUGGACGACGAGGCCGUGGUGCGGGACAGCCGCCAUCGCAUCUCCUACUACACCAACAGCGAGGGCCACGUGGUCAGCCACCUGAACAUCAGCCAGACCCAGGUCCCCGACGGAGGCGUGUACCGCUGCAUCUGCAACAACUCGGCCGGGACCGUUUCCUACCAGGCGCGAAUAAACGUAAGAGGGCCUGCCAGCAUCAGACCAAUGAAGAACCUCACUGCCAUCGCUGGGCGGGACAUGUACAUCCACUGCCGUGUCAUCGGCUACCCGUACUACUCCAUCAAAUGGUACAAGGACUCGAACCUGCUGCCGUACAACCACCGGCAGCGGGCCUUCGAGAACAACGGCACCCUGAAGCUGUUCGACGUGCAGAAGGACGUGGACGAGGGGGAGUACACCUGCAACGUGCUGGUGCAGCCGCAGCUGUCCACGCACCAGAGCGUCUACGUUACCGUGAAAGUCCCGCCCACCAUCCACCCGUUUGAGUUCCCUCGGUUCUCCAUCGGCCAGCGGGUCUUCAUCCCCUGCGUGGUCAUGUCCGGCGACCAGCCCGUCUUCAUCACCUGGCAGAAGGACGGCCGGCCCAUCCCGGCCAGCCUGGGCGUCACCAUCGACAACAUCGACUUCACCAGCUCGCUGCGCAUCUCCAACCUCACGCUCAUGCACAACGGGAACUACACCUGCAUCGCCCGCAACCAGGCGGCGGCGGUGGAGCACCAGAGCCAGCUGAUUGUCCGAGUUCCUCCCAAAUUCGUGGUGCAGCCUAAAGAUCAGGACGGCAUCUACGGGAAGGCGGUGAUCCUGAACUGCUCGGCUCAAGGCUAUCCCGUUCCCACCAUCCAGUGGGAAUACUCCAAAGGUGCCGGGGUCCCGCAGUUCAAACCCAUCGCCCUCAACUCAGGCUUUCGAAUCGAGGUGCUGGUCAACGGAUCGCUGCUCAUCAAACACGUGCUGGAGGAAGACAGCGGCUUCUACCUGUGCCGAGUCAGCAACGACGUCGGCGCCGACGUCAGCAAGUCCAUGUACCUCAACGUCAAAAUCCCGGCCAUGAUCACGUCCUACCCCAACACCACGCUGGCCACGCAGGGCGAGGAGAAGAAGAUGAGCUGCACGGCUCACGGGGAGAAGCCCAUCAUGGUGCGCUGGGAGAAGGAGGAGCGGAUCAUCAACCCCGAGACCAGCCGCUACGUUGUCUCUGUCAAGGAGGUGGGAGACGAAGUCAUCUCCACGCUGCAGAUCAUGCCCACGGUGCGGGAGGACUCCGGCUUCUUCUCCUGCCACGCCAUCAACUCCUUCGGUGAAGACCGAGGAAUCAUCCAGCUCACCGUGCAAGAGCCCCCGGACCCCCCGGAGGUGGAGAUCAGAGAGGUGAAGGACAGAACCAUCGCGCUGCGCUGGACCAUGGGAUUUGAUGGCAACAGUCCAAUCACAGGCUUUGAUAUCGAAAGCAAGAACAAAUCAGCCUCCUGGGACACGGCUCAGAAGACCAAAGACGUCUCACCUCAGCUCAACCAGGCCACCAUCAUCGACCUGCACCCCUCCUCCACCUACAACAUCCGCAUGUUCGCCAAGAACCUGAUCGGCAAGAGCGAGGCCAGCAACGAGCUCACCAUCACCACCGACGAAGCAGCUCCUGACGGGCCGCCGCAGGAGGUGCAGCUGGAAGCCCUCUCCUCGCAGAGCAUCCGGGUCACGUGGAGGGCUCCGAAGAAGCACCUGCAGAACGGGGCCAUCAGAGGCUACCAGGUGGGCUACCGGGAGUACAGCUCCGGGGGAAACUACCAGUUCAGCGUGAUCAGCGUGGAGACCACCGGGGACAACGCGGAGAGCCUGGUGCUGGACAACCUGAAGAAGUUCACGCAGUACGGCGUGGUGGUGCAGGCCAGCAACAGCGCCGGGACGGGGCCGUCCUCCACCGAGGUGGCUGCGACCACGCUGGAGGAUGUGCCCAGCCGGCCUCCGGAGAACGUCCAGGCCACGGCCACCUCCCCGGAGGUCAUCUCUCUGUCCUGGCUCACCCCGCCGAAAGACGCUCUCAAUGGAAACCUGCUGGGCUACAGGGUCAUCUACUGGGCCAACCUGCCUGAUGGAGAACUCGGGGAGAUCCGGAACGUGACCACGUCCAAACCCUCGCUGGAGCUGGACGGGCUGGAGAAAUACACCAACUACAGCAUCCAGGUGCUGGCCUUCACCCGGGCGGGCGACGGCGUCCGCAGCGAGCAGAUUUACACGCGCACCAAAGAGGACGUUCCCGGGCCGCCGGCGGGCGUGAAGGCGGCGGCGGCGUCCAACUCGGUGGUGUUCGUGUCCUGGCUCCCUCCUCUCAAAGUGAACGGCAUCAUCAGGAAGUACACCGUCUUCUGCUCCAACCCGCACCCCACGGUGAGCAGCGAGUUCGAGGCGGCCCCGGAUGUCUUCUUCUACCGGAUCCCCAACCUGAGCCGGAACCGGCAGUACAGCAUCUGGGUGGUGGCCGUCACCGCGGCGGGUCGAGGGAACUCCAGUGAAAUCAUCACGGUCAAACCCAUGGCGGAGGCUCCGGCUCGGAUCCUGACCUUCAACAGGACGGUGACGACGCCGUGGAUGAGGGACAUCGUGCUGCCGUGUAAAGCCGUGGGCGAUCCGUCGCCGACCAUCAAGUGGCUGAAGGAGAUUAAUGGGACGCCGGCACCGGUCGUGAUUGACAGCCGGCGCAGCGUCCACGGCAACGGCAGCCUGGUUAUCCGCACGGUGAAAGCAGAGGACUCUGGGAAUUACACCUGUGUAGCGAGUAACAGCUUUGGGUCGGACAAGAUCGUUCUCAACCUUCAGGUUCAAGUUCCUCCCGACCAGCCUCGCCUCACCGUGACCAAGACCACCACCACCUCCAUCACCCUCUCCUGGAUCCCCGGAGACAACGGAGGCAGCUCCAUCCGAGGCUACAUCCUGCAGUACUCGGAGGACAACAGCGAGCAGUGGGGGAACUUCGCCAUCAGUCCCAGCGAGCGCUCCUAUCGGCUUGAGAACCUCAAGUGUGGAACCUGGUACAAGUUCACCCUCACAGCCCAGAACGCCGUCGGUCCCGGACGCAUCAGCGAGAUCAUUGAAGCAAAGACUCAUGGGAAAGAACCUCAGUACUCCAAAGAGCAGGAGCUCUUCACCAGCAUCAACGCCACGCGGGUCAAACUCAACCUGAACGGCUGGAACAACGGCGGCUGCCCCAUCACCUCCUUCACCCUGGAGUACCGGCCGGUGGACUCGCCCACCUGGACCACGGCGCAGCGCACCUCCCUCACCAAGAGCUACAUCCUGUACGACCUGCAGGAGGCCACCUGGUACGAGCUGCAGAUGAAGGUCUACAACAGCGCCGGCUACGCCGAGAAGAGGGUCAAGUUCGCCACGCUCAGCUACGACGGAAGUACCAUCGCUCCGCUGGUGAAGGCGCCAAACGUUCAUGGCGACAACCCCGAAGGCGGAGAGGGCCUGAAGAUGAUGGUGACCAUUUCCUGCGUGCUGGUGGGCAUCGUUGUGAUCUUCAUCGGGCUGCUGGUGCUGAGGAGGAGGAGGAGGGAGCAGCGGCUCAAGAGGCUACGAGAUGCAAAAAGCCUGGCCGAGAUGCUCAUGAGUAAAAACACACGUCCAGCAGAGCCAAUUAACAAACAGCAGCAGACCCUCCGCAUGCACAUCGACAUCCCCCGAGCCCAGCUCCUCAUCGAGGAGAGAGACACCAUGGAGACCGUCGACGACAGGUCCACCGUGCUGCUGACCGACAACGACUUCGGGGAGACGCAGAAGCAGAAGUCGUCCACGGUCACUCACACCGUCCACUACCAGUCCCUCUCCCAGGCCACCGGGCCUCUGGUGGACGUGUCUGACGCCAGACCAGGAACCAGUAAGUCCAACCCCACCGCCCGCCGGACAGCCAAAGCCGGCCCGGCUGCCCGCAACCGCUACGCCAGCCAGUGGACUCUGAACCGGCCCCACCCCCCCGUCUCCUCCCACACCCUCAGCACCGACUGGAGGCUGCCCACGCCCCGAGUCGCCGGCUCCGUCGACAAGGAGAGCGACAGCUACAGCGUCAGCCCAUCUCAGGACACAGACCGUGCGCGGAGCAGCAUGGUGUCGACGGAGAGCGCCUCCUCCACCUACGAGGAGCUGGCCAGAGCCUACGAGCACGCCAAGAUGGAGGAGCAGCUGCGCCACGCCAAGUUCACCAUCACCGAAUGCUUCAUCUCCGACACUUCCUCCGAGCAGAUGACGGCGGGCACCAACGACUACACCGACAGCCUGACCUCCAGCACACCGUCCGAAUCGGGCAUCUGCCGCUUCACCGCUUCCCCGCCCAAGCCUCAGGACGUCAGCCGGGUCAUGAACAUGGCCGUGCCCAAGGCCCACAGACCGGGUGGCGAGCUGGUCCAUCUUCCCCCGUACCUGCGCAUGGACUUCCUGCUAAACCGAGGCAUGUCCUGCUCGGGGUCGUCCAGGGGGACGGCCAGCGGGGAGAGGGCGGCCAUGGGCCAGGCGUGCCUGGAGCCCCAGAAGAGCCGCUCGCUGAAGCGGCCGUCCCGCAUGGCGCCGCCCACGCCCACGGAGGCCCCUCAGGCCAGCAGGGACCCAGUGGCGCAGUGGCAGCCCGGCUCGGCCGCCACGCUCCCACACAGAGAGGGCUCGGAGCUGGCCCAGGCCGCCAAGCUCAGCACCUCCCAGGAGUCCCUGCUGGACUCCAGAGGACACCUGAAACAGAGCAGCAACCCCUACGCAAAGUCCUACACGCUGGUAUAACAGCAGGGGCACCUGGGGCGGGACUAGAACUCACUCUAACACUGGACUUAACACUCAAGUGCAGUAAACUGACUUUCACCACGCAGUUCUGUAUAUACGUCCCCUCCCUCCAUGGACGGGGUCACUUUUACUAAUCUCCUUUUAUUUAUUUUAGACUUUUUUCUUUGACUUCUUCUUUGUAUUCUGUUGAUUUUUUUAUUUGUUUCACUUGAGAAGAAAAAAAAAGAAAAAGAAAUUCACUCAUCGGAAACGACUCCAGCCGGAGCUUUGCCAAACUAAUUGAGUAACGAGGGAGCAUUUAUUUAUUCUUGUUCAUUCUUUCUAAUUAAUCGGUGAUUAUUAAUUGUUAGUUGUCAGCUAUUAAUGAUCAUUAAUUAUUGAUUACCAAAUGAUCUCUUAUCACUAUAACUGCAAUGUUUUCAUAGGAAUCUGGACUUUUCUUUUAUUUGAGUUUCUUUUCAGUUUGUUUGCUCUUUUUUAAGUUUUUUCCUUUUUUUUUUUUUUUUUGUCUGGAGUGGAAGAUGACGAUUUGGAGUCAUUUUUUUCCUAUGGAAUAUCCUUCUGAAAACACUGAAUGAAACUUGGGAGAAAUCUUGGAACGAAAGCAAUUGACACCAGUCCAAACUUUUCAGCUGCUCUCAAAAUUGUUACUUUUUUUGAAGAAAAAAAAAAAAAUCUAUUUCCUAUGGAUGCAUGGGGACUGACCAAUUAAAAAGACGAUGAGGAUUACGACCGUGGCUGGACGGCCCAGGCAAGCAUUUUGUCACACUAUGAAAUGAUCCAAUGUGAAGAUUUAUUAUUCUUAUUACUAUAAAUAUAUAUAUAAAAAGAGAAAUCACUUUUAUUUGUGGAUAUUACAGGGAAGAAUUGAUUUGGUUAAUAAAGUCCUUAGUCAUGUUUGCACAUAUCUCGUUUUAAUUAGGAAAUGGAGUCUCUGUUGAUCUUUUUCUCUGUGUCCCAUUCUCUGAUGGUGCAAUAUGAAAAAAAAAAAAGAUAUGAAAAAGUAUAUGAAAACUAUUGCUCUAUACUGUACUGUACUGAUGAAAAAUAACUAUGUUGUGAGUAUACUUACAGGGCCGGACGCACUCCAGCUUGUGUAUUCAGGUGUAGUUUACCACUUGCUUGUUUGCCGGGGUGGUAAAUGACGUUAGCUAGAACAGGGAGGGUUUAGAGAACUAACGGUUUUUGCACUUCACAACAGCGCCCAACUCAAGUGUGUCCAGAUAGAUUUUUUUUCCCCCCCCCUCCGAACUCUCAGUGCACUAGGUAGAGUCUUCAGGGCUCUCGCUCUCCUCAGUAGAUUUACUGUUGCUGCAUUGCAGUGAUGCUCCUCUACAGGGAAAAAAAAAGGAAAAAAAAAAUACAAAAAAAAAACUUGAGACAAUCCAGCAGAGUUCCCCCAUCAAACCAAACCUAUAAUGUCUAUAGGAAAUAUCUGAAAA